AUGAAAGAUAAUAAUUAUUUAAUCUUUUUAAUAGUUUCAAUAUUAUUAUUACUUGUGUCAAAUGGAGAAGUGAUUGAAUAUCAAGGUAUUCCAAAUGAUUCAUCACUUUCGACAGCAUGGAAGAAUGGAGCAUUGUUGAAUGAAACAAUGAAUAGAUUACAACCAUUUGAUGAAUUGGUAUUCCCAAAUGAAACGAUUUAUCUUGUUGGUGGUAUCAUUGCACAGAAUCUAGAGUCUGUAGUACUACGGUUCGAAGGUACACUUGUAUUCACAGACAACACUCAUACUUGGCCACGGAAUGCUAGUGGCAAUGUAUUGGAAUGCUUUCAAUUUUCAAACUUUAACAAUGUAACAUUUACAUCAACCUACCAAGGAAUACUAAAUGGACAAGGAGAAGCAUGGUGGGGGUUACUAGGGUAUGUAGAGUAUCACGAGAACAGACCUAGAAUGCUUUCAUUGGGUUACUCUAGUAACAUCCUAUUAGAGAAUAUUGUAUUUAUAAAUUCUCCAUACUGGACUGUAUGGAUUUACAAUGUUGAUGGUUUAGAGAUUCGUCAAUCACAUAUAUCUAAUCGUCGUAAUGAUUAUGAUGGUCAUGACUUUUAUAAUUUAGAAGCAUUUAAUACUGACGGAUUUGAUGUAACAGGUAGAAAUGUUUGGAUUCAUGAUUGUACAGUAUGGAAUCAAGAUGAUUGUAUUGCAAUCAAAGAUGGAUCAGAGAAUAUGUUGAUUGAACGAGUCAAUGCAAGUGGACUUGGUUUAACUAUUGGUUCUAUCGGUGGAUCAACUGUUAGAAAUAUAACAUUCCGUGAUUGUUAUAUGUAUAAGACAUAUAAAGGAAUUUAUGCCAAGUUUAGAGGAGAUGGAUUGAUUACAGAUAUAUUAUAUGAAAACAUUGUAAUGGUAGAACCAGAGACAGGUAUUUGGAUUGGACCAGCACAACAAUCUGACAAUGUAGAUUUAUGUUUACCGGCACCUUGCUCUCUUUGUUGGCCUAUUGACCCAUUGGCACAAUGCAAUAUGCCAGCCAAUGCAAGUUAUAUCAAUUUCACACUUCGAAACAUUACAGUGAUAGGACCAGCCAAACGAACAGGAUUCAUCAUUGGAAGUGCCACCAACCCAAUGAUCAACAUUACAUUUGACAGUGUAGUCUACCAAGACGACACACAACCAAACUAUUUUGCUUGUGAGAAUGUUGCAAGUGGUUAUGCAAUAGGAGGUACUAAUCCAAUCCCUUCAUGUUUCUCCUCAUCAAACGAACAACAACAAAAUCAACAAGUACCUGAUAACUAUAACUAUUACAACUACAACUACUAA
Molecule: messenger RNA, 1317 nt
Organism: Cavenderia fasciculata
Lineage: Eukaryota; Evosea; Eumycetozoa; Acytosteliales; Cavenderiaceae
Exons: 3
Coding region: 1-1317 (438 amino acids)
Biological process (GO): carbohydrate metabolic process
Molecular function (GO): polygalacturonase activity
Source: RefSeq, a predicted model, not a curated record